This is a messenger RNA of Lucilia sericata (common green bottle fly), 1989 nucleotides long. Its product is annotated as netrin-B-like. Gene Ontology annotation, molecular function: protein binding. Lineage: Eukaryota; Metazoa; Arthropoda; Insecta; Diptera; Calliphoridae. The record is from RefSeq and is a predicted model, not a curated record.
UGUGCCAAUGUAAUGGUCAUGCACGUCGCUGUCGUUUCAAUUUGGAAUUGUAUAAAUUAUCUGGACGUGUAUCGGGUGGUGUCUGCUAUAAUUGUCAGCACGAUACAACCGGAAGAUACUGUCAUUAUUGUCGUGAAGGAUUCUAUAGAGACAAUACAAAACCGCUUAAUCAUCGUAAAGUAUGCAAACGCUGUGACUGUCACCCCGUAGGAUCAACAGGCAAAACUUGCAAUCAUUUGAGUGGUCAAUGUCCUUGCAAAGAAGGAGUAACUGGACUAACCUGUAAUCGUUGUGCACGAGGUUAUCAACAGACCAGAUCUCAUGUGGCACCCUGUAUAAAAGUGCCAACAAAUGCAAAUAUGAUACAAGCUGAAAGUGCAGCGGUCAGUGAAUAUAGAGAACCCACCCAAGCAGAGGAAAUGAAAAAAUAUUGUGGCAAAUGUAAAGCAACGCCAAAAAAAUUAAAUUUAAAUAAAUUCUGUAUGGAAGAUUAUGCCAUUCUUGCCAAAGUUAUAGGCCAUGAUCGUGCCUCACAGGAUAUCAGCACUGAGAAAUUCUCCAUCGAACGACAAAAUGAAAUUUUUAAAUAUGAAAUUAAUAUACAAACGAUAUUCAAACGAAAUGCCAUGUCUGGCACUACAAGUUCUAUGCUAAGUAGGGGACACAUGAUGUGGCUGGUGCCGCGUAAUUUAGAGUGCCAGUGUCCAAAAAUUAAAUUGAAUAAAUCAUAUUUAAUUUUGGGACGUGACUCUGAGGCGGCACCCGGCUAUUUGGCCAUCGGUCCCAGUUCCGUUGUAUUAGAGUGGAAAGAUGAAUGGUCGCUGCGUAUGAAACGUUUUCAACGACGAGCGCGUAAAUGUAGUUGAAUCGAACCGGAAGCGGAAUAUGUCAAAACGGAUUUUAAUUUCGUACAUUUGGAACGUUAUAGAUUUUUGUAUAAAUUGUACAGUUUGCUCAAAUUUUUAACUUUCUUUGGCAUUAUGCUAUAAAUAGAAACAAAUACAUAAAUAAUAUUUAAUUAAUGAAUAAUAUAUAUAUAAAUAUAUAUAAAAAAGAAAGUAACACAAACAAACACACAUAUACAUAUAUAAACAAAUACAAAAUAAUAUAAUACUUAAACAUAGAAAAACUAACAUUUUAACACAGGUUAUUAGAGAAGAGAAGAGGUAUUAACAAAUUUAGCUUUUAAUAUAAAUUUAUGAUUUUAAAUUUUUAGUUUUAAAUAAUAUUAUUUUUUUAAAGCCCUGAUACUUAAUUCAUUUUUAAUCACACACAUAUAUACUAUAUGACAUUAAAGUGGAAUCAAAUUCAACUCCUUUAACACACACACACCUACUUACAUAUUGAAAAAAUUAUAUUUUAUUGAAAAAAUUAUGGCCAUAGUAGAGGAAGCGGAAGAAGAGAAAAAAAUUAACCACAAAUUAUGGUUGAAACUAACGAUUAAAAAAAAUUUACACACAUACACAGAAGAAGAAAACAAGAGUAGAGAAAAACAGAAAUCAUAUUCAUACAUGUCUAGAGCUGUGUAAAAUCAUGGUUAAUUAAUUAUUCAAUGAAAAUCCCUUAAGGGAAUAUAGAGAGAUUUUUUUUUGUUUUAAAUUUUAAUUUAAUUCUACUCGUAUUGUGAAAAAAAACUCGUAAUAAAAGCGAACAAAAAAAUCAAACUUCAUAAAUAUACUUUUAUUGUUUAUUCUUUAAUAAUAUUUUAUAAUAAUAAUUAUACUUACAUAUGUAUAUGUAUGUAUAUGUGCUAGUUAUUAUUUUGUAUAUUUAUUUAUUAAAUUUUGCCAUGUUUUGUUUUUUCUUUUUCCCAAAUGUAUUUUUAUGCAAAUAUAUUUAAAACAAAAUAAAAAAAUAACAUUUAAAUGCUAAUGAAUAUGAACAUAUUUGAAAAAUACUUAGUUAUAGUGAAAAUUAGUAUGAGAGAGUAUGGUAGAAAAUAUGAUGGUAGUAAUUUAUCACCAAAAACAAAUUAUUAUUAAAAAAAAA